Molecule: messenger RNA, 671 nt
Organism: Paramecium sonneborni
Lineage: Eukaryota; Ciliophora; Oligohymenophorea; Peniculida; Parameciidae
Source: the annotation of a GenBank genome assembly
CUUAUUACAAUAAUUAAAAUAAGUUAAAACCUGUUUAACUUUCCCUUACCCCUUUUGUUUAAUCAAAAACAACAAUGUCUAAUCAAAAUCAAUAGUUAGCUUUAUUAUAAUAAACUCAAUAAUCCUUGAUUGAAGAAUAGAUGCCAUAAUUACCUAUACUCUCCUUCCUAAAAAAAAGACAAUCAUAGAAAACUAAAACUCAAAUAACAACAAAUGUAAAUCUAUCAUUUUUAAUAUUUUUCUAGAAUAACGACUUUGAGAUCGAGAUCAUCAACUCUAAAGUAAUAUAGAAUAGUUUUGUUGUCUAUGAAAUUAAAAUUAAGAAAGGAACUCUUUUCUGGAUAUUUCAAACUAGAUAUAGUCUAUUAGAGAGUUUGAAUACGAAAAUAUCAAAGAAUCUCAAAUCUUAUCUACCUAAAUUUCCAGAAAAAAGAAUUUUUGGAAACCUUGAAAACGAUUUCAUAGCACAAAGAUGUAAAUAACUUGAUUCCUAUUUGAAAGUAUUUUAAUUUAUUUUAACUAUUUUAGGAAUUAUUUAAAUUAGGAAGGAGUGAAAAUACAGUACGAGAAUUCGUACGUCAAUCCUAAAAGGGAGCAUAUAUAAUCAAUGAUCCAAGUAGUGUUAAAUUAUUCAAUCUUGAUGCAUGAAAUAUAAUAAACAAAACUAACAC